AUGUGUGGCAGGUUCCUGAGGCAGCUGGUGGCUGAGGAGAGCCGGCACUCCACCCACGUGGGGCGCCUCCUGCUUCCCGUGCUCCUGGGAUUCCGUUUUGUGCUGCUGGCUGCCAGUGGGACGGGGGUCUAUGGUGAUGAGCAGAGUGAAUUUGUGUGUCACACUCAGCAGCCAGGCUGCAAGGCCACCUGCUAUGAUGCCUUCCACCCCCUCUCCCCACUGCGCUUCUGGGCCUUCCAAAUCAUCUUGGUGGCUGUGCCCAGCGUCCUCUACAUGGGUUUCACUCUGUAUCAUGUGAUCUGGCACUGGGAAGAAUCGGAAAAGGUGAAGAAGGAAGAGGAGACCCUGGGCCUUCAAGGGGAGGAUAGCAGAGAUGCCCUAGGGUCUGGAAGCCCCAGGCUGCUCUGGGCCUAUGUGGCACAGCUGGGAGUGCGACUGGUCCUUGAGGGGGCAGGCCUGGGGGGGCAGUACCAUCUGUAUGGCUUCAAGAUGCCAGGCUCCUUUGUGUGUCGUCGAGAGCCUUGCCUUGGUAGUAUAACCUGUAAUGUGUCUCGCCCCUCUGAGAAGACCAUCUUCCUAAAGACCAUGUUUGGGGUCACUGGACUCUGUCUCUUGCUUACUCUCUUGGAACUUGUGCUCCUGGGCCUGGGGAGAUGGUGGAGGACCCGGAAGCACAAAUCUCCCUCUUCUAACUACUUCCCAACUUCAGAGAGUACCAGAAGACACAAGGAACCAACCAACAACUUCCUGGUGGUGGAAACAAGAGAGCAGUUCCGAGAAGCAGGUGAGAAGGGCACUCACGUCACUCUUUCUUCCUGCCCCUGA
Diceros bicornis minor is the source of this 825-nucleotide messenger RNA. RefSeq names its product gap junction protein gamma 3 (gene GJC3). Gene Ontology annotation, biological process: cell communication. The coding region runs from base 1 to 825 and encodes 274 amino acids. The record is from RefSeq and is a predicted model, not a curated record. Gene Ontology annotation, cellular component: connexin complex. NCBI's taxonomy places the organism in Eukaryota, Metazoa, Chordata, Mammalia, Perissodactyla, Rhinocerotidae. The transcript has a single exon.